Messenger RNA from Solanum pennellii, 483 nucleotides. RefSeq lists its product as uncharacterized. The transcript has a single exon. The record is from RefSeq and is a predicted model, not a curated record. The coding region runs from base 1 to 483 and encodes 160 amino acids. NCBI's taxonomy places the organism in Eukaryota, Viridiplantae, Streptophyta, Magnoliopsida, Solanales, Solanaceae.
AUGGUGUAUAAUCGACAUAAAUCCUACACUGUUGUUAGGAGAAGGGAGUUAGAGUUUGAAGUAGAUGAUUGGGUAUAUAUUAAAGUUUCACCGAUAAAGAGUUUCAUGAGAUUUAGUAAGAAGGGGAAGCUUAGUCCUCGGUAUAUUGGACCUUAUCAAAUAGCCCAGAGGAUUGGCAAAGUGGCUUCUGAAUUUGAGCUACCACAAGAAUUAGUAGCAAUUCAUCCGGUAUUUCACAUCAUUAUGUUGAAGAAUUGCAUGGGGUUGAUCAUACCAACCGAUAUUAGUGGGAUGAAGGAUAGUUUAUCUUAUGAAGAUAUUCCUGUACAGAUUCUAGAUCGCCAAGUUCACAAUUUGAGAUCAAAAGAGGUAGCAUCAGUUAGAGUCCUUGGAGUAACCAAUUUAUUGAGUAAGCUAAUUGGGAAACUGAGGAGGAUAUUAAGAAGAGAUAUCCACAUCUCUUCGAAUCUGGUAAAGUUCUGA